AUGACAUGCUCUAAUCCAAUCUCACCUUCUCUAAACUCUUCUAGUCCUAAUUCUUCUUCUUCUUCUCCUACUCUCACUCAAUCUUCUUCUUCUUCUAAUCUUCAUCUAAAUCAUCAUGAAAAAGAAUCCAAUCCAUCUACAUUUAAAACUAGAACUAAUUUAUUACGGAACAAUAAUUCCAAUAGAUCUCUUCAUCAUCGUUCAUUCUCUCAGGGUACAGUACCAUUAUCACCUUCAAAUCAUUCUCUAACCAAAUCACCUACUUCAUCUACUAGCACUACUACUACCACUACUACCACUUUCAAUGAACCUACUUCUAGUUAUAUUUAUGUUCAACCUGCUUCACCUCUUCAUGAACCUAACAAAUCAACUUCUCAUCAUCAUCAUCAUCAUCCAAACUCAAACCUUGAAAACCUCUCACAAAACUCAAAUCAUCCAUCACUAGAUCCUUCCAUCGAUCAUCUCACCGUCAGAUCUCGUCGAGCUCGCUUACCUUACUUUACUCCUCUAAUCCAACCUCAACCGUUAAGUUUUCCCAGAAGAUCUCCACCUAAAUCUCUGCUUCCCAAACCUACUCCACCUGUUACUCAUCAUCUUGUACGAGUUCACGAUUAUGCUCAUCCUCCUUCAAAUCAACCGAUUCAUUAUAUUUCAACCACUAAUCCAAACACUUCACCACCCACACAAGAUGCAAAUCAAGAUCCAUCAUCAUCACCUAUCAAAAGACCAUUACAUCAGAAAGCUAAAUCAGAAACCGGUUCGAGUUCAAGUAAUGGGAUGAUGAGAAUCGAAAUCGGACCACAUUCGAAUUCGAGUCAAAACUUAUUAUCAAUAGAUGAAAGCGAACUAGAAUUAAGUACACCCAUGUUACGAAAGAAAUCAGGAGAAGUAGUAAGAUCAUCCUUGAAGGAGACCCGAGCUAAAUCAGCACCUGCUACACCUACUGGACCCAAGUAUGUUCAUUUCGAUUCACAUCUAGAACAUGUGAAACAUUUCUUGAGUCAACAAAGACCAGCAGCCAGUAGAUUAGUAUUAGAAAUGAAGAAUUUUCCAUUAAAUCCAGAUUUGAAUGCACAACUUCAAGGAUCAGAGGUUUGGUUAAGAUGGAUCGAAUUGUUUAAUGAAGGUAAAACUUUAAAAGGUCAAGUUCAAGUGAAAAACUUAUCAUUUCAAAAACUUGUGGCUAUUAGAUUUACCUUUGAUGGAUGGCAAACGGUUUCAGAAGUCAUGGCAGAACAUCAAGAAUCUAUUAAAGAUGGUCAAUUCGAUAGGUUUUCAUUUUCGAUUAGAUUGGUAGAUCAAUUAGCUAGAAUCGAAGAAAGAAAGAUGUUUAUUGCGAUUCGAUUCACCAGUGAUGGUCGUGAGAUUUGGGAUAAUAAUUCUGGUUUGAAUUAUGAUUUGAGGUUUAAAAAGGUUAGAAGUACGGGUGGUGGUGUUAAUACUGCAAGUGCUGGAAUCAAUCAGUAUUCUUUUAAACCUUUGAGUGUGGUUGUACCUCAUCAUCCUUCACCUGAUCUUUCAAACCUUCCAACCUCAAGUACGACACCACCUACUACUACUAUUUCAAGUAAGACAUCACCUAUCACAACUGAACCUAAUCAAUCUGAUCCAAGUCCUAGCACAGCACCAUAUCAAUGGAGUGUGACGACCGAAGUUCAAGCCCAAGACCGAAUGGCCGAACUAAGAGCCGAAUUAGAUAGAUUAGUAGGCGACGAUUUAGGAUUAUCCAUGCCAUCUUCACUUGUGUUUAAAUCAUCCUCUUCUUCUUCACCGAAUCUUCCUAGCGAAAGUCCAAAGCUUGAAACUCAUAAAAAGUUGGAUUCCAUCUCGGCCACUAAUCAUUUGAAAUUAAAUUCAUUAACUCCUUUUGCUUCACGUUAUGAUUUUACUUCUUCAUUAAAACAAGCAGUGAUUUCUUCACCUAGAUUUGAAGAAAGGAAAUGGUCUUUUGGAAAUGGAAGUGGAGUAGGAAUUGGUAGUGGUAGUGGAGUAGCAGGAGGUUUUAGUCAAACUUCUUCACCUUAUUUUGAGGAUUGUAUGACUUCUUCCUCGAAUUCGACUCUUACAGAUUCAGUACCUCGAUCUGAAUUGUUUAGUAGAACUUCUCCUGAGGUUGAGAUUGGAUUAAAUGGGUUGAGUUCAUCAAGUUCAAGUUCAUCAGGUUUGAUUGGAAGUAGUACAGGGAAUGCAGGGAAUGCAGGGAAUGGGAACGGUCAAGCUGUUUUAGAGUCUUUGAGAGCUUUUCAGGAACAAAAACUUAAAGGUGGUCAUAACCUUGAAGUCUCAGAUUACGGUGAUUUAGUUCAAAACUUUUGUUGGGGUGGUGGAACAGAAAACGUAGAAGAAAGUAAUACAACUCAGUUAUUUUAUUCACCUGGAAUCAUCACUGGUUCAAGACCUUCAAGCUCAAGUACCAGUGGAUCUCAUUCUGGAAUCGGAGUGGAAGGUCAGAGUAGAGAAGAGAUUGGAAGUUUAUUGGAAAGUGUUCAGGUUAGAUUCAGUUCACCUUCUGCUUCUGCUACCAGUCAUCAUCAGAAAGCCGUGGGGUUGGGCAUCGUUGAGGGAGCUGGGGUUUAG
Molecule: messenger RNA, 2577 nt
Organism: Melampsora larici-populina 98AG31
Lineage: Eukaryota; Fungi; Basidiomycota; Pucciniomycetes; Pucciniales; Melampsoraceae
Product: carbohydrate-binding module family 21
Exons: 4
Coding region: 1-2577 (858 amino acids)
Biological process (GO): regulation of glycogen biosynthetic process
Cellular component (GO): protein phosphatase type 1 complex
Molecular function (GO): protein phosphatase 1 binding; glycogen binding
Source: RefSeq, a predicted model, not a curated record